Triticum turgidum subsp. durum (durum wheat) is the source of this 1818-nucleotide messenger RNA. Lineage: Eukaryota; Viridiplantae; Streptophyta; Magnoliopsida; Poales; Poaceae. The record is from the annotation of a GenBank genome assembly.
AUGUACCGGUUCAAUGUCGGGGGCCAAGCCAUUUCCCCCAAGGAUGACUCGGGAUUUUACCGCUUAUGGGCUGAUGAUUCCCCAUACAUAUUUGGCGCUAGCUCUGGGGUGACAUACUCCAAAGAUAAUAAUGUGACUAUCAGGUAUACACCCGUAGUGCCAAAGUACAUAGCGCCACUUGACGUCUAUGGUACAGCUCGGUCGAUGGGACCAACUGCACAGGUCAACCUGAAUUACAACCUUACAUGGAUUUUACCUGUUGAUGCGGGGUUCAUUUACCUCCUAAGGUUCCAUUUCUGUGAGAUCCAGUCUCCUAUUACCAAGGAGAAUCAGAGGACAUUCUACAUCUACAUCAACAACCAGACAGCACAAUGGGCCACGGAUGUAAUCUCUUUGAGUGGAGGACUCGGUCGAACAUCAUAUAGAGACUAUGUUAUCAUGGCUAGUGGUUCCGGUCAGGUGGACAUGUGGAUUGCACUUCACCCUGAUAUUACAACAAAGCCACGCUAUGUUGAUGCAAUACUUAAUGGUCUUGAGGUCUUCAAGCUACAGGGUCAUGAACCGAAUAAUCUUGCUGGGCUCAAUCCUCCACUUCAACAAAAGCCUGAUGUGGAACCUAAGAGGGUACCUGGCGGUGCAAGGAAGUCCAAAAGUGGCCUACUAGUAGCCAUCGGUGGCGGUUUUGCUUUGAUGUUGAUUGCCCUUUUCAGCAUGUGUGUUAUUUUCCGACGAAAAAAAGUAGGGAAGAGUUGUUGCAAGACCAACAACGGACAUCUAAAUCAUCCCGCAUGUGAUCUCGUGCGUCAGUUCUCAUUUUCACAAAUUCAAAUUGCCACCAACGACUUUGAUGAGGAACUAAUCAUUGGCAGAGGUGGAUUUAGUAAUGUCUACAGCGGCGAGAUAGAUGGAGGGACAAAGGUGGCGAUCAAGCGACUCAACCAGGAAUCCCAACAAGGCAGUCAUGAGUUCCAGGCUGAAAUUGAGAUGCUGUGCAAUUUCCACCAUGGCCACCUUGUGUCUUUGAUUGGCUACUGCCAGGACAGUAAUGAGAUGAUUUUGGUGUAUGAAUACAUGGUUCAUGGAACAUUGCGUGAGCAUCUGUACAGUACCCGAAACUCACCACUAUCAUGGCGGCGGCGCCUUGAGAUCUGCAUCGGUGCAGCUCGAGGACUGCAUUACCUCCACACUGGCACAGAGAAAGGAAUCAUCCACCGUGAUGUUAAGACAUCAAACAUCCUACUGGAUGAGAGGUUCAUGGCGAAGGUCUCUGACUUUGGUCUAUCUAAGGCUUUUCCAGCCAUUGACAAUACCCACGUGAGCACCGCUGUGAAAGGCACCUUUGGAUAUUUUGAUCCGGAGUACUUCCUAUUGCGGCGUCUCACCAAAAAAUCAGAUGUGUACUCCUUCGGAGUCAUGUUGUUUGAGAUCAUGUGUGCGCGCCCUGUGAUAAACACUGAGCUCGCAGACGAGCAAGUGAGCUUACGUGACUGGGCGCUAUAUUGCCAAGAGAGGGGCGUACUUGAGGAGAUUGUUGACCCUUGUGUAAAGGACGAGAUCACCCCCGAGUGCUUCCGUAUAUUUGCAGAGCUAGCAGAAAAAUGUGUUGCUGAUCGUAGCAUAGAUCGGCCAACAAUGGAUGAUGUACUUCAGAACCUUGAGGUCGCACUCAGGUUGCAGGACAAUAACAACUGUGUCGGGAGGCCAUCGUCUCUUCAGAUAAUUGGAAUGCAUUCAGACAAACCAUCAACCCACUCAAUAAUUAGUGUCGCUGCACAGGGAGAGAUAUUUUCAGAUAUUAUGCAUCUGGAAGGCCGAUGA